UCAACUCAAGUAUGGCUACUGCCAGCACAUCCACAGCCAUGGAGGAAGUAGUUCCAGAACUUAAUUCAAGUGGACCUGCAGAUGUGGACUGCUCAUCGUGCAUCGGAAGGAAGCGCAAAGCUGAACAGUUCUGUCUGCAGUGUUCGGAGUCGUACUGCGAUUUUCAUCUUGACUUACAUAACACUUUGCACGUUGGGAAGAGGCACAAGCUAAUGGAGCCAUGUAUAGCUCUGCUGGAGAACAUGUGUGUUGAUCAUGGCAGGAGGCUGGAGGUGUAUUGCCGAACAGACCAAAAGUGCAUCUGUCACCUGUGUAUUACUGAUAAACACACUGGUCAUCAUGUCAUCUCAAUGCAAGAGGAGGUGGCCAGCAAACAGGGUAAGCUGUGGGAGUUGCAGAAGAAGGCCAUUGACAUAAUUGAAGCAAAAGAGAAAGACGUGCAAGCGCUGAAACAAGCCAUUGAGGUUUUCAGGGCUUCAGCAAAUAAGGCACUGGUGAAGAAUGAGAAGAGCUUCACUGAGCUGAUCCAAUUUAUGAAGGACAAUCAAAACAAAGUGACAGCGCUGAUCCAGGGUCAGGCAGAGUCUGCAGUGAAGCAAGCAGAGGGCUUCGUAAAGACCUUACAGCAGGAGAUCAGUAUUAUGAGGACCAGAAAUGCUGAUCUUCAUCACCUAGAUCUGUUGUCUCAGUCAAACAAUGAUGUUCGCUUUCUUCAGAGUGCAGUGUUCAUGCCUUUACUGACCGAGUAUAAACAGUCCUUCGUCUUCCAUGUGCAUCCAUACAAUUCUUUUGAGCGUGACUCCAUGUUUGUUGAUGAAUUAGUUAAAAAGCUAAACACAACCAGCAAGCAGAGUUUACUCAGAGUUUCCAGAAAAGUGAAAAACACUAGAAUCGUGACAUCACCACCACCGAAGACACAAAAGGAGUUUCUACAGUAUGCAACAAAGCUCUCUUUCAAUACCAACUCAGCGCAUAAAUAUCUGGUCUUCAGGAAAGACAACCAAGAGGUGAUGGCCUCAAACCAGCUUCAGGACUACCCUGAACACACACAGAGGUUUAACUGCAGGACACAGAUCCUAUGCAAUGAAGCCCUCAGAGGGUCCUCAAAAUACUGGGAGGUGGAGUUUGAUUCAACCUACUGGGUUUGCAUUGCUGUGUCCUACCAGGGGAUCCGUAGAAAAGGCAAACACCGUACUCUGCUUGGGAGAAAUGCCAAAUCGUGGGGACUGCGCUGUAAUGGUGUCCAUUUUCAGUUUUGGCAUGACAAUAAGACACUAUUUUCAAAGUGUCAGUCACAUGGCUCCAAAAUAGGAGUGUAUUUGAACUAUAGGGCUGGAGUCUUGGCGUUUUACAGUGUUUCCGGUGUCAACAUGAGUCUCAUUUAUAAGCACAAAACUGUUUUUAAAGAGCCUGUUUAUGCGGGGUUUGGACUGGCUGGGAAAGGUUCCUAUGUGAAACUUUGCAAUCCAGUGAAAACUGAGACAAAAGCGUCUCUUCCUUCUCCGUUUAAGUUUGAAUCUAAAACAUCUUCUUUCUUUCCAUUUAAAUUUGGCUGCUUGUAAUGCCGAGUUCAGACUGCAUGAUUUUUAGCCCCGAUUUUGACUCUGCGACAGGUUUUGAGAAAUCGUGGACAAAUGCCUGAAAUCACAGGAAAAUCAGGGCUCAUUCACAUGAGUAUCAAUCACACAGUGUGAACUAUCAAAGACACGAAGUGAGAGAAUCAGCGAUGAGUUGCUGACACCCGUCAGAUAUUUGGCAUGCUUAAUAUCUGGACCUGUCGGCAAUUCAAAAUCAUCCCGUGUAAAAUGUGUUCUGAUUGAAAAUAACAUCGGCAAUUACCUACAGCCAGUUAGAGAGCAGCAUCCACUAGUAUGGGUAUCUGCAGGCCAGCAGGAGGCUGGGGGAGAAGUUAAAAUGCUAACUUUCAGUUUAUUUGGACCCAAGAGAUGGAGGAAAAACUAGUGGAAAAAGGAAAAAAGUUUGAGAGAAAUUGCCUUUCAAAGGCCUGGUGAGCAAAAUAAGUACAUUUUCCACCCCACUAAAUGCUUCUUUCCCAUUUAAGCAGUUAAUAACUAAAGAUAUACUAUGUGACCUGGUGUUGUUUCCAUGUCACUUCUCGCGUGUGUUUGGUUGUGAGACGUUGUGGACCGAGACAACAUUGUCGGCGAUUCUUAAAGUCAUGCAGCGUGAAACCCUCUGUCACCGAUCCAUUAUGCAGUGUGUAAACAGCACCAACAGAAUGUUACCCCAGAUUGUCACACAGUGUGAAAACAUCUGUGACACGACUACUUUGAAAAUCGUGCAGUCUGAACUCUGCAAAAGUUGUAGUAUUUACAUGUGCCAAAGACGACAUAUCUUAUUCUGCAUCACAUACACUGAAAAAAUGAUGUCAGCAAAACUGUUGCAAACAAUUUAGUUGUGUUGAAUUUAAACAAAAAAAAUUUUAUAUAAUUAUGUUCAACUUAAUUUAUUUGUUGAAAAAUUCAGCCCAAAUAAAUUGUUUACAACCACUUAACCUAAAAAAUUUGUAAAUCCAAGGAAUCAUCUUUGAAUACUUUUUUCAGUGUAGCACACUUUGGAGAGGGAUUCAUUUAUUUAGUUUAGUUUUGUAUGUGGACACCUGGUGGCAGCACUAGAUAAGUUUUAUAUCAUUUUUAUCAGCACAUGUAAAUAGAAACUCAACUUUAGUGGAUAUCUCAGAAUGCAUAUCAAACUGGAAACGUCCAAUAUUUUAUAUUGAAUUAAUAACUUCAAAAUAUUAGAUGUAUACCAUUUAACAUACUAUCACAAAAUGUCUUAUCUGUGUUUUUAACAUGUCCUGAAUAUUACUAAAAUGAUUGCACAUACUGUUCCCCAAACACACUGUGUGUGUAAAUCAUUUGCCCGUUUCACAUCUGCUGAUCUGAACCCAAAUCUGUCAUUCCAUCUAAUCCUUCAACCAAAUCCACACACUCAGUCCUUUCCCAGUGAUCAUUGUCUGCUUAUUCUUGUUCCUCCUUUGUGCAUUCGUCCAUCCCUCCUGUCACUCUUUCCCCUCAGGGUCCACUCUUCCACUGUCCCAACAAUUACAGUCUCGUUUUCUCCCUUAAACCACACAAAUGCACAUGCACACACACACAUGCAUCAUUUCAUUGAGUAGAUAACUGUAUACGCCGAGGCCUGGAGGCUUGGUCGAGGGGACAAAACCAAAGCCAGUCGCCUCCUGCCCUUCCCCCUGCUGCCCACCCGUCCAAACAGAACAAAAAUCAGCCUUGGGGUAAGUGUAGGGCAGACACGGUUUCAACAGAGCAAGCAAUGCCACUGCAAGAAUAAAAAAUAAAUAUUGUGUGUAGUGGAAGGAUAGACACUAAUAGAGAACAUCAUAGAGAGAGUGAGUGUGUGCGCCUCGGUCUUUAGGGAGCCCGCUUACAAUUCUGCCCAAUCAUAGACAUCAUUUGCGGCUUGUAUUAUCCUUUUAUGAGUGACGGGAUUUUAAAAUACUCUAUUAUGAAAGGAGCCAUUUCUCUCGCUGCCAAGGACAUUGACACUAUAGUCACACUGCUGCUAUUAAUACCCGUUUUUUAAACUGAGUCACCAUAUAAACUAAAAACCGCUACACUCACAAACUCCUCCUCCAAGCUAUUACCCAGCAGGCAGAUGCUGAGGUCUGUCGCUCUGCUAACAAGGUGCCUGUUAGAGUAAGUUGCUGUUGCACAGUUUUCUUUCUCGCAUUGAUGUAUUGCUGUUGAAACAGGAGCUUUGGGUGGCAUGUAUUAAAUGGCACUUUCUUUUUUUCGUCUUUUUUUAUUAGCUAAAUUGAAUAUUGGUUGCUAGUCAGUUGUAGGGUCAGGGAGGGACUCAUUUCAGAUAGCGUAUAAUUGGACGGAAAUUUGAAUAGUGCAAGAGUCAUCAAUAAUUUGGAGAAUCUCCAAAUCUGCUGUGAGCGAGUCAAUAUGUAAGAGUAGACCAGUGUGUUUGCUAGCAUCAGAUCUAACAAAUGUGUAUUAAAGCCAACAGAAUGCUAAGGCUACACUCUUCAAUGUAUCUUUGUUUUCUUUCUCACUUUUAUGUAUCUGCUAUUGAAACAGGAUAUGUUGGUGGAAUGUAUUAAAUGCCAUAUUUUUUUUCUUUUUUCAACUCUAUUUUUAAUUAGCUCAAUUGAAUUUUGGUUGCCAGUCAGUUGUAGGUCUUGGCAGGGACUCGUUUCAGAGAGCAUUUGAUUGGACGAAAUUUGUAUAAUGCUAGAGUCAUCAAUAUUUUUGGAGACACUCCAAACCUACUGUGAAUGAGUCAAUAUGUAAGAGUGAACCAGUAUGUUUACUAGCUUCCAGUCUAACAAUUAAAGCCCACAAAACUCUUUUGGCUACAUUCUUCAGCAUGUCUUUGUUUUCAUUCAUGCACUGCUGUUCAUUCAUUCAGUCAUUCAUUUUCUUGUCGGCUUAGUCCUUAUUUAUCUGGGGUUGCCACAGCGGAAUGAACCGCCAACUUAUCCAGCAUAUGUUCUACACAGCGGAUGCCCUCCCAGCUGCAACCCAUUUAUGGGAAACAUCUAUACACAUUCACACUCAUACACUACGGACAAUUUUAGUCUAAACAAUUCACCUGCACCACAUGUCCUUGGGCUGUGGGGGAAACCGGAGCACUCGGAGAAAACCCACGCGAACGCGGAGAGAACAUGCAAACUCCACACUGAAACGCCAACUGACCCAGCCGAGGCUCAAACCAGCAACCUUUUUGCUGUGAGGCGAUAGCACUACCUACUGCGCCACUGCGUCGCUUCUGCAUUGCUGUUGAAACCAGAUAUAUUGGUUGAAUGUAUUAAAUACCACCUUUUUUUUCUUUUUUUUCCCUCUCUUUUUUUUAUUAGCCCACUUGAAUUUUGGUUGCUAGUCAGUUGUAGGUUUGGGGAGGGAUUUUUCAGAGAGCACUUGAUUGGACAGAAAUUCGUAUUGUGCAAGAGUCAUCAAUAUUUUUGGAGAUGCUCCAAAUCUGCUGUGAGCGAGUCAAUAUGUAAGAGUACACCAGUAUGUUUGCUAGCAUCCAGUCUAACAAAUGUGUAUUAAACCCGACAAAACUCUAAGGCUACAUUCUUCAGUAUGUCUUUGUUUACAUUCAUGCAUUGCUGUUGAAACAGGAUAUUUUAGUGGAAUGUAUUAAAUGCCACCUUUUUUUCUUUUCCCCCUCUUUCUUUUAAUUAGCUCAAUUGAAUUUUGGUUGCUAGUCAGUUGUAGGUCUUGGCAGGGGCUCGUUUCAUAGCACAUUUGAUUGGACAGAAAUUUGUAUAGUGCAAGAGUCAUCAAUAUUUUUGCAGAAACUCCAAAUUUGCUGUAAAGGAGUCAAUAUGUAAGAGUACACCAGUAUGUUUUCUAGCAUCAGGGCUAACAAAUGUGUAUUAAAGGCCAGAAACUCCAGAAAUCAUUCUUUCCUUUAAGUAGCUCAAUUGAAUUUUGGUUGCUAGUGAGUUGUAGGGGCAGGGAGGAACUCGUUUCAGAGAGUGUUUGAUUGGACAGAAAUUUUAGAGCGAGAGUCAUCAAUAUAUUUGGAGAAACUACAAACCUGCUGUAAGUCCAUAUGUAAGAGUACACCAGUAUGUUUACCAGCAUCAUGGCUAACAAAUGUGUAUUAAAACCCACAGAACUCUAAGGCUCCAUUCUUCAAUGUAUCUUUGUUGUCUUUCUCACUUUUAUGUAUCUGCUGUUAAAACUGGAUAUGUUGGUGGAAUGUAUUAAAUGCCAUAUUUUCUUGUUUUUUCGACUCUAUUUUUAAUUAGCUCAAUUGAAUUUUGGUUGCCAGUCAGUUGUAGGUCUUGGCAGGGACUCGUUUCAGAGAGCAUUUGAUUGGACGAAAUUUGUAAAAUGCUAGAGUCAUCAAUAUUUUUGGAGACACUCCAAACCUACUGUGAAUGAGUCAAUAUGUAAGAGUAAACCAGUAUGUUUACUAGUUUCCAGUCUAACAAUUAAAGCCCCCAAAACUUUUAGGACAUAUUGGUUGAAUGUAUUAAAUACUACCUUUUUUCUUAUUUUUCCCUCUUUUUUUAUUUGCUCAAUUGAAUUUUGGUUGCUAGUCAGUUGUAGGGUCAGGCUGGGACUUGUUUCCUGAGCAUUUGAUUGGACAGAAGUUUGAGUGCGAAAGUCAUGUAAGAGUACACCAUGUUUGCUAGUA
Messenger RNA from Danio aesculapii, 6141 nucleotides. RefSeq names its product tripartite motif-containing protein 16. Gene Ontology annotation, molecular function: zinc ion binding; protein binding. NCBI's taxonomy places the organism in Eukaryota, Metazoa, Chordata, Actinopteri, Cypriniformes, Danionidae. The record is from RefSeq and is a predicted model, not a curated record. The transcript has 6 exons. Bases 12 to 1562 code for a protein of 516 amino acids.